AUGUCUUUGAGUUCAGGUUAUUGGCCCAUCCUUCAUCGCUCAAAUCCAUGGAAGGGGCAAUUGGGUGUCUCCUCGUCCAAGCCGAUCCCGAUGAUGCGACACUUAAGCACACCUUCCAAUCAUCGGGCCACUAUAUCAAAGUCUGUGUCGGAGAAACCGCAGAAAACUGGAACGGCAGGAUACCUUCUGGCAAAGGCGGACGAUUUGGUGAACUGGGGGCGACAAGGAUCGCUAUGGCCUCUAUCGUUCGGUCUUGCAUGCUGUGGAAUUGAAAUGAUGCAUACGUCAAUGCCGCGUUACGACCAGGAUCGACUGGGUAUUAUCUUCCGUGCUUCGCCCCGACAAGCGGAUGUCAUGAUCGUGGCCGGUACAGUUGUCAACAAGAUGGCUCCAGCAUUGAGGCUAUUAUAUGAUCAAAUGCCGGAACCGCGAUGGGUGAUUAGCAUGGGUAGUUGCGCCAAUGGUGGAGGAUACUAUCACUACAGCUACAGUGUGGUACGGGGCGUAGACCGCAUUGUGCCUGUCGACAUCUAUGUGCCUGGAUGUCCACCAACUGCAGAGGCUCUUCUGCAGGGUCUUUUUCUCCUUCAGAAAAAGAUGCGGAGGACACAGGUGACGCGAAUGUGGUAUAGGCGCUGA
Messenger RNA from Penicillium macrosclerotiorum, 639 nucleotides. Its product is annotated as NuoB/complex I 20 kDa subunit family protein. The transcript is spliced from 2 exons. The record is from RefSeq and is a predicted model, not a curated record. The coding region runs from base 1 to 639 and encodes 212 amino acids. NCBI's taxonomy places the organism in Eukaryota, Fungi, Ascomycota, Eurotiomycetes, Eurotiales, Aspergillaceae. Gene Ontology annotation, molecular function: 4 iron, 4 sulfur cluster binding; quinone binding; NADH dehydrogenase (ubiquinone) activity. Gene Ontology annotation, biological process: electron transport coupled proton transport; aerobic respiration; mitochondrial respiratory chain complex I assembly.